This is a messenger RNA of Trichobilharzia szidati, 2535 nucleotides long. NCBI's taxonomy places the organism in Eukaryota, Metazoa, Platyhelminthes, Trematoda, Strigeidida, Schistosomatidae. The record is from the annotation of a GenBank genome assembly.
AAACAACGUUUAUUAUGCCUAAACACAAAUCUGGCUCGAAAACAGACGUCAGUAACUACAGGCCAAUUAAUAUCACACCUAUAGCUUCUAGAAUUAUGGAGAGACUAGUUGAAGAAAACCUAAUGAAGCAUAUGCUUAGUUGCAAUAUUAUAAGCCCGAACCAACAUGGAUUCCUAAAAUCCAGAUCUUGUUUAACAUGCCACUUAGACUUCUUUAACUUUGUGACCAGCAGUCGUGACAGACGACAACUAGUACUUGUCAUCUACUUUGACAUCUCAAAGGCAUUUGACCGUGUCGACCACUUACUACUAGUGCACAAGCUGAAAUCCUUAGGAAUAAGUGACCCGCUAUUAGGAUGGCUUAAAUCAUUCCUUAACAAUAGGUCCCAAAUAGUUAAACUCGGAUCUAUAACUUCGAAACCUAGCCAAAUCACCUCUGGUGUAGUACAAGGUAGUGUCAUUGGACCCCUUCUAUUUACCCUAUAUAUUAACGACAUAUGCGCUUGCUUUACUCAUGGUAAACCAUUCAUCUUUGCAGAUGACCUAAAAGUAGCUUAUACAUUCCAACCUGAUGACCUAGGGUACUUCCAGAAUGUUGUACAAAAAGAACUAGAUAAAGUGACUGCUUGGUCGUCUUUAUGGAACCUCCAAUUUAACCUUAAAAAAUGUGGCUGGAUCUGCUUCGGUGCACCCUCAAUCGACAUAAAGUUAACGCUUCAAUCGGCUAACCUAACCAAACUCCAAAGUGUCGUUGACCUAGGUCUGAGGUACUCGAGUAACCUAACAUUCUCUGAGCAAGUGGCAUCACAGACUCAAAAGUCGAGAAUGCUCUUAGGAUGCAUACUCAGGAACUUUCACGACAAUGAAGCAAAGCUCAUUCUGUACAAAACCUGUGUGAGGCCACUACUAGAAUACUGUCCAUUUAUUAUUAGCAGCACUCACACACGUGAAAAGCUAAGAAUUGAAAGUAUCCAACGAUAUUUUACCUCGAAACUACUAGGCUACGAAUGUAAGAAAGACUACAUCUCACGGUGCAUGAUUCUACAACUUGACCCACUCUGGACAAGACGACUAAUUAUAAACCUAGUAUUCUUCUAUAAGGUCCUACACAAAAUAUCAUUCUCAGACAUUAAGGACAUACAAUUCGCGCAAGAAGGCUCUUACGAUCUGCGUAACCAAAAUUGCACAGUGACAAUGAAAGCCUUUAAGUCAACACUCCGCGAAAACUUCUUCACAGUCAUGUAUUCUAAAAUAUGGAACAAUCUGCCCCUAGAUAUCAGGAACUGCAAUACAGUUUUAAGUUUCAAACGCUCUCUGUACACACUAUUUCACUCUACCGACUAUAUAAAUAAACUAUUUAUUCCUAGAACGAAUCAACUAUUAGUCUACUACAGUACCUAAACGCGCUUAAAUACCCUUACUUCCCUAAAGACUAUAAAUAAACUAGUAGCAUAAAUGCAUAAAAAGACUAUUUCACUCUACCGACUAUAUAAAUAAACUAUUUAUCCCUAGAACGAAUCAACUAUUAGUCUACUACAGUACCUAAACGCGCUUCAAUACCCUUACUUCCCUAAUGACUAUAAAUAAACUAGUAGCAUAAAUGCAUAAAAAGACAUAGUAGAAACAAAUUUUUGUUCAUCAAAUUACAAUGUACAACGAAUAUAAUCAAAACUUUUAAACUCCACCUGGUUUUUCUUUGUCCUCUGGUACAUUUCUGUUGUAUUUACUUUGUAGUACAAGUUGCAUUGAUCUACAUUCCGACUGAAGCUGAGAAACAAUUGAAGUCACUUACUCAUAUAUCAUCCCCCAAGGUUUGGCUAGUAAUGGCUCAGCAUCCUUGAUGAAAUCCACUGUCACCAUAACAAGACGCUGUACAGCAUCUUAUACAAGCACUGUCAACGAUCUAAAAUGGUUUUUAUAUAGCUUUCUACGCGUUUAUCAACUUACCCGUACGGAGCAACCAUGCUGUGACAAAUGGCGGGCUAUGGGUGACUUGAGUGCAGUAAAACAAAUCUGCUUGACAAUGACCAAUAUUAAUCUGCAUUCAGUUGAAUUCACAUCUGGUAUUACUUGCAAUAAAAAUGAUGUCAAAAUCAUAAAAAUUAAUCACUCAUUUUAAAUUAAUACCCAAUUUGAACAUAAAACAAGAUACGAUGCCGCACACAACAAAGUUAUAUGGAGGAAUUGACUUCAAGCUUUAUUUUUUCCCAAAUAUUUGUAAUUUAUCCGACACAUACUUGGGUUUUUUUGUUAAUGCGAAGACAAUAUUUCUAUAUUUCUUUAUGUGCUCCAUUGAACGACUAACUAUCAGAAUGUGCUCACUAACUGAUGUCAGAGAGGACAGCAACCAUGUAAUUUCACUAUAAAUCAAAUUCAUGUAAUUUAAAUAAUACUUAUCCAUGCCUGUACAACUGGUGUGUCCUACAUUGAUAGGAAAUAUAUAUUAUUAUUAGUUGGUAAUAAACAAAAAAAUUUCCUCAGAUAUGUUUCAACUUUGCAUUUAGACUGUCGGAUAAAAUAAACUAAUUUAUGAGAU